Molecule: messenger RNA, 1113 nt
Organism: Colletotrichum karsti
Lineage: Eukaryota; Fungi; Ascomycota; Sordariomycetes; Glomerellales; Glomerellaceae
Exons: 1
Coding region: 1-1113 (370 amino acids)
Biological process (GO): 'de novo' pyrimidine nucleobase biosynthetic process; 'de novo' UMP biosynthetic process
Cellular component (GO): cytosol
Molecular function (GO): orotidine-5'-phosphate decarboxylase activity
Source: RefSeq, a predicted model, not a curated record
AUGACUUCUCACAACACACUCAAGGCGACUUUCGCCAGCCGAGCUGAGACGGCCACCCAUCCUCUCACGGCCUACCUUUUGCGAUUGAUGGACCUCAAGGCGUCCAACCUUUGCCUCAGCGCGGACGUCCCGACCGCUCGAGAGCUCCUCUACCUUGCUGACAAGGUUGGUCCUUCUAUCGUCGUCCUCAAGACGCAUCACGACAUCGUCGCUGGCUGGGACUUCAACCCGCAGACCGGCACUGGAGCCAAGCUCGCCGCGCUGUCCCGGAAGCACGGCUUUCUUAUUUUCGAAGACCGCAAGUUUGGCGAUAUCGGCAACACCGUGCAAAUGCAGUACGUUGCUGGCUCUGCGCGUAUUAUCGAAUGGGCCCACAUUGUCAACGUCAACAUGGUUCCCGGCAAGGCCGCCGUUACAGCCCUCUCCGAAGCUGCGACCAGAUGGCGCGAACGCUACCCUUACGAAGUGAGGACUUCGGUCACAGUUGGCACGCCAAGAUCAGAGAGCUUCGACGACUACGACGAGGACCAGGCGAACGACCUCAACGCGCAAGAACAUACCAUCGGCACUCCUCGCCCGCCCGAUGUGAACGGCCGCAAGGGCAGCAUCGUCUCGAUCACGACCUUGACCCAGCACUUCGAGCCGGCCCCCUCGCCCCGAUUCCCCCGCAACGAGUCACACGGUGACGAUAUCCUCUACGCUGGCAUCGAAGAAGCACCCAUGGAGCGUGGUCUCCUUAUUCUUGCACAAAUGUCCAGUGCGGGCAAUUUCAUGAAUAAGGAGUACACUCAGGCGUGCGUGGAGGCCGCGAGGGAAAACAAAGGUUUCGUCAUGGGCUUCGUUUCCCAGGAAAACCUCAACACCGAACCAGGAGACGCUUUCAUCCACAUGACUCCUGGGUGCCAGCUUCCUCCGGAGGGCGACGAGGAGAACGGAGGUGUCGCCGGUGAUGGCAAGGGCCAGCAGUACAACACGCCGCAAAAGCUGGUCGAGCUUUGCGGUACGGACAUUGUCAUCGUCGGUCGUGGUAUCCUCAAGGCAGGCGAUCCUCCGUCGGAGGCGGAGAGAUACCGCAGGAAGGCGUGGAAGGCGUAUCUCUCUCGGGUAGCGUAG